GCCGCCGUUUUUCAAUCUUCCCGUCGAGCCAAAACGACGUCAGGCUAAAUACUUCUCCCCUCGCGGUCCAAAAACCCACCUCGUCCAUUUUCCCGGGAAAAUCAGCCCCCUGUCCACUUUCCCUCUCUUUUCCCCGAGAAAAUCUGGAAAUGGAGAACUCGACCCAAGAGUCCCACCACCUGAGAUCCGAGAACUCCGUGACCCACGAGUCCCCCUACCCUCUCUACGCCAUGGCCGUCUCCUCCUCCCCCUCCCGCCACCACAACCACCGCAUCGCCCUCGGAAGCUUCCUCGAGGAGUACACCAACCGGGUCGACGUCGUCUCCUUCGACCCGGACUCGCUCUCCAUCAAGACCCACCCGGGCCUCUCCUUCGACCACCCCUACCCGCCUACCAAACUCAUGUUCCACCCCCCUUCGAGCAACCCCUCGAAAUCGGACCUCCUGGCCUCCUCCGGCGACUAUCUCCGCCUCUGGGAGGUCCGAGAGAACUCGAUCGAGUCGGUCGCGGUCCUCAACAACAGCAAGACGAGCGAAUUCUGCGCCCCACUGACGUCGUUCGACUGGAACGAGAUUGAGCCCAAGAGGAUCGGCACCUGCAGCAUCGACACCACAUGCACGAUCUGGGACAUCGAGAAGAACGCGGUCGAGACGCAGCUGAUCGCUCACGACAAGGAGGUUUACGACAUUGCCUGGGGCGAAGCUAGGGUUUUCGCUUCUGUUUCCGCUGAUGGGUCGGUGCGGAUCUUCGACUUGAGAGACAAGGAGCAUUCGACGAUCAUUUACGAGAGCCCUCAACCCGAUACUCCGUUGCUCAGACUGGCUUGGAACAAGCAGGACUUGAGAUACAUGGCCACUAUUUUGAUGGACAGCAAUAAAGUUGUGAUCUUGGACAUAAGGUCGCCGGCGUUGCCAGUCGCAGAGCUCGAGCGGCAUCGGGCAAGCGUUAAUGCAAUUGCGUGGGCUCCACAUACUUGUAGGCACAUUUGUUCGGCCGGGGAUGACUCUCAGGCGCUCAUUUGGGAGUUGCCCACCGUUGCUGGUCCCAAUGGGAUUGACCCGAUGUCGAUGUAUUCUGCUGGGUCCGAGAUAAACCAGUUGCAGUGGUGUGCAGCGCAGCCGGAUUGGAUUGCUAUCUCGUUUUCAAACAAGAUGCAGCUUUUGAAAGUUUGAGGGAGUCUUGUAGCUAAAGUUGAUAGCUUGGAAGUGUCUGACUGCUGAGAGCUGGUGCAGGGUUGGGGUUUGCAUGCGUCCACUUAAAGUUGAUAUACUAAAAUGGAGUAUUUAGAUUUCUCUUUGUUUAAUUGUGUGGCUUAGCCACUGUAGCUUUCUAGCAGCACGUGACUUAGCCUCCUCUUUUCUGUAUAUAUGGUUAUCUUGUCAGCAACUCAGUGCCAUAUAAAAUGAACCUGUGUUCUAUUAUCCCCAUUAUAUCUUCCAGCUGCUCAAAGCAGCUUCGGCAAUUCAUGUCCUGAAAAAUGGCAUUCCUUAUUUUAGAAGUUAAAAACCACAAGGGCAAGUCAAGUUGAAAGCAUUUGGUUAUGGCCAGAUGGAUUGAAUGUUUUUCCUCCAGCCACUGUUUAGAUGUUGGGCCCUUGUAGAGUUUGGAAUUCUCUGUGUUGUCGGUUGAGGCACAUGCAUUCUCAAGUGAUGUGGUUUGAUGUUCUUGCUCUUUCAAAACCUGUUCUUUAUUGCCUUUGCUGCAUCUGCUACCUCCGACUGGACACUAGAUUGAUAAUUUCAUACUGUUUCUGUAAGCGUGGGAAAGGCUGAUAAGUCCUGAUGAGAUUGCUGAGAUCUCAUUUCGGUGACUGAUAAAAUUAACCAAGAAGCUUUUCAUUUUGAUACUGCAGUGCAUGUGCCCAUAAGAUUUCUUACCAAGAUCUUUUGUUAUUUGUCUGUCCUUUCGUCCUGGUAAAUCAAGCCAUCAAAAAGGUCUUGCAACAUGGGAGAGCUGCUUAACUAAGUGCUGUCACCAUCCUGCCUAACAUUAGCAUUACCAUGAACGAAAACUUUGGGCAAAUUUGUUAGAUACUAAGAGGAUGAAGCUGCCUUACAUCCUUCUAUCCAGGGCUAUUGUUGUCAGUUAUCCUGCGCACAAUGCAUUUUCCACCCUCAUCUUGAUUUAAACACUCCAAGACUGUUGUGACUAAUUUCCUGAUUCAGUCGGCUUAUCUUUGCCUAUCCUUUUUAGCAUGCGUGGUGUCAUAUCAUGAAGUUGCUAUUUUUAACUUUCCGCAGAGACGACUACUGUGUAGCUA
Rhodamnia argentea is the source of this 2260-nucleotide messenger RNA. RefSeq names its product protein TRANSPARENT TESTA GLABRA 1. Gene Ontology annotation, cellular component: nucleus. NCBI's taxonomy places the organism in Eukaryota, Viridiplantae, Streptophyta, Magnoliopsida, Myrtales, Myrtaceae. The transcript has 2 exons. Gene Ontology annotation, molecular function: protein binding. Bases 150 to 1172 code for a protein of 340 amino acids. The record is from RefSeq and is a predicted model, not a curated record.